Molecule: messenger RNA, 4044 nt
Organism: Triplophysa rosa
Lineage: Eukaryota; Metazoa; Chordata; Actinopteri; Cypriniformes; Nemacheilidae
Gene: hspa4a
Product: heat shock protein 4a
Exons: 19
Coding region: 218-2749 (843 amino acids)
Biological process (GO): protein folding
Cellular component (GO): nucleus; cytosol
Molecular function (GO): ATP-dependent protein folding chaperone; ATP binding
Source: RefSeq, a predicted model, not a curated record
ACCCGAGUGGGAUUCAUGACAUGUAGCAGUCAGCCGGUAUGCAUGCAUUACCUCAGUCAAUAGACAGCCAAGAACUAUGAAUUUGCGUUAAACCCAGAUUUUAUGAAUAAAAAGGUCUGACCGUGUCUCUUAGCGACUGUUAUAUUUCAGGACAUAAACACACUCCAUACUAGUAUUCCGCAUCGCAGGCUGGUUAUAAUUGUAAUUUAUAGUGAAGAUGUCAGUGGUGGGAUUUGAUGUCGGCUUUCAGAGCUGUUAUGUUGCUGUUGCUCGGGCCGGUGGAAUAGAAACCGCAGCGAACGAAUACAGCGACCGAUGUACACCGUCAUUUGUAUCUUUUGGGCCUCGUAAUCGUUCGAUAGGAGCAGCCGCUAAGAGCCAGGUGGUCACAAACUGCAAGAACACUGUGCAGGGAUUCAAGCGUUUCCAUGGCAGGGCGUUCAGUGACCCGUACGUCCAAUCAGCAAAGUCCAGUCUGGUCUAUGAUCUCGCAAAGAUGCCCUCGGGGACCACUGGCAUCAAAGUCAUGUAUAUGGAGGAGGAGAGGGUGUUCAGCAUAGAGCAGGUCACUGCUAUGCUGCUGACCAAACUUAAGGAAACCGCCGAGGCUGCUCUCAAAAAACCUGUGGCAGACUGUGUCAUUUCUGUUCCCAGUUUCUACACUGAUGCUGAGAGAAGAUCAGUCAUAGAUGCUGCACAGAUCGCAGGUCUUAACUGCCUGAGACUCAUGAAUGACACUACAUCAGUUGCACUGGCUUAUGGGAUUUACAAGCAGGACCUGCCUGCUCCUGAAGAGAAGCCCAGAAUCGUAGUGUUUGUGGAUGUUGGCCAUGCUACUUACCAAGUCUCCGUGUGUGCCUUUAACAAGGGGAAAUUGAAAGUUCUGGGUACUGCAUUUGAUCCCGAGCUGGGUGGUAAAGACUUCGAUGACGUGUUGGUCAAUUACUUUGUUGAGGAGUUUGCCCACAAGUACAAGCUGGAUGUGCGCUCAAAGCCUCGCGCUUUGGUGCGACUCUGCCAAGAGUGCGAGAAGCUGAAGAAGCUUAUGAGCGCCAACUCCUCUGACUUGCCGCUCAACAUCGAAUGCUUCAUGAAUGACAUCGAUGUUACCAGCACACUCAACAGAACCAAGUUUGAGGAGCUCUGCGCAGGACUGCUGGCCAAGGUGGAGGGUCCUCUGCACAGCGUCAUGGAACAGAUCAAGCUAAAGAAGGACGACAUCUAUGCAGUGGAGAUUAUAGGUGGUGCCUCCAGGAUUCCAGCCAUUAAAGAGAAAAUCAGCAAAUUCUUUGGGAAGGAGCUGAACACAACGCUCAAUGCAGAUGAGGCCGUGGCCAGAGGAUGUGCACUGCAGUGUGCUAUUCUGUCACCCUCCUUUAAAGUGCGUGAGUUCUCCAUCACGGAUGUGGUUCCCUACCCCGUCUCUCUAAGAUGGACUUCAGCGGCUGACGAAGGCAUUGGGUUUGUUAGCGAUUGUGAAGUAUUCCCAAAGAACCAUGCAGCACCUUUCUCUAAAGUAUUGACUUUCUACCGGAAGGAGCCCUUCACUUUGGAAGCCUACUACAGCAAUCCAAAACACUUGCCGUAUCCUGACCCAACAAUAGGCCAGUUUAACAUCCAAAAGGUUGUGCCUCAGCAAUCAGGUGAGAGCAGCAAGGUGAAGGUCAAGGUUCGUGUCGAUGUGCACGGGGUCUUCAGUGUGUCCAGCGCUUCUCUUGUGGAGGUCAUCAAAUCGGGUGAAGGAGAAGAACCUAUGGAGACAGACACCCCAGCAAAGGAGGACGAGAACAAGAUGCAAGUGGAUCAAGAUGUACAGAAGAAUCAAAGUGAUGAUCAGAAAGAAAAUGCUGACAAGAGAUCAGAAACUGAGGAGAUGGAGACCUCAGCAGAAGAUAACAAACAGGAUAAGAAGAACGAUCAGCCUCCGCAAGCCAAGAAAGCCAAAGUCAAGACAAAGUCGGUGGAGCUUCCCAUUGAGAACAGACUGCACUGGCAGCUGACCGGUGACGUGUUCAAUAUGUUUGUGGAGAAUGAGGGUAAGAUGAUAAUGCAGGACAAGCUGGAGAAGGAAAGGAAUGAUGCCAAGAACUAUGUGGAGGAAUAUGUUUAUGAAAUGAGAGACAAGCUGCACGGAGCGCUGGAGAAAUUUGUUAGCGAGGCUGACCGAGAUUCUUUCUCCUUAAAACUGGAGGAUACUGAAAACUGGUUGUAUGAAGAAGGAGAGGACCAACAGAAGCAAGUGUACAUUGACAAACUGGCAGAACUGAAAAAACUAGGAGAUCCGAUUCGAAGCAGAUACAUUGAAGCUGAUGAGCGACCGAGGGCUUUUGAUGAGCUUGGAAGACAAGUCCAGCAAUACAUAAAGAUUUUAGAGGCUUACAAGGCCAAGGAUGAGCUGUAUGAUCAUUUAGAUGAGUUGGAUGUCAUGAAAGUGGAGAAGCAGGUGAAUGAAGCCAUGACCUGGAUGAACAACAAAAUGAACCUGCAGAGCAAACAGUCUCUUAGCCAGGACCCUGUGGUUCAAACUCAAGAGAUCCGGGCCAAAACGAAGGAGCUGUACUCCUCUUGCAAUCAUAUCAUAACCAAACCCAAGCCCAAAGUGGAGCCUCCCAAGGAGGAGAAGACAGCUGAACAGAAUGGCCCUGUUAACGGACAAGAGGGCUCAGAGGCCCAGACGGCCAGUCCAGAGAAGGGCCAGGCCGCCCCAGAAAACACAGAGGCCAAACUUCCUGAAAUGGACAUUGACUAAGUCUCUUUGGCCUUCUCCUCUUUCAACCCCAGGCUCCAGCCUCUCUUGCACAUCUGUAAUAACACAAACAAACUCAAAAGCAUCCAAACAAAAAAAGCAUCUCAACACGAUUGAUUUUUGUGAUGCUGGCUUGCCCACUCCAGCAAUUCUCUUGCUGUUGGUGGCAUGUUUUCUGCUGUUUUGUGUAAACAUGUAAAGACUUUUUUUCUACAUUUUCCCCCUCUUUUCUUCAGCUUGGAAACGUGUUACAGGUACAGGUUGAGAACCUGGUCUCUGUUGCUUUUCAGACAUCUGCAGUUUCCUGGAAGGAACUUGAGGAUCUGCACAGUUCAAUGGACUCGAGCUACAUACUAGACACUGUUAAAUGUUCCGUUAUGCUGUUUGGAGAUCUUAUUGGCUUUGACAAUUUGUUGUUUCUCGAUUAACCUCACAUGUUGUUGUGUUAAAUCUGAAAAUUCAAAAUAUUUUUUUUGUGAAGGAGCACUGAAAGAGAGGUUUACUAACAGCUGAUGCCAGUUCCAGACACAAUGGCAUGAACUGCAGUAUAAGUUAUAAAGUAGAGUUGAGUUACUGUUAUUCAGUAUUUCAUUGUAAAACUUGCAUCAUUUUGUGACUAUAGGCUGUGUGUGGUCGGUAUAGGCCUGGGGUUUCUGUUCUUUUCUUUUCUAAUCUGCAUACCCAACGUGAAUGGUGGAGACUUAAUUUGGUGUCCACUCCAGUCAGAAAUUAAGGUAAUUAUAAUAAACCAUUCAGUUUGAUAUAAAGAUGCAAAGGAGUUAUUGCAAUGUUGUUUAUAAUUUUAUUGAAGAUGUUCAGCAGAUUGUGUGCUGCAGGAGUCCCUCGUAAGUGUCAGACACACAGGAUGUAUAUACAUAUAUACUGCUUUACUGUCAGUGUAAUAAUUAUGGUGUCAGUUUACUGAGCUGUUAGAAAUAAAGGACAUCGGAGGUAUUUUGACCAUCAAUUUUGAAGAGAUGUUUUUGAUAAAACAAAAUGUUCAACACAUUCCCUAAAUACAAGAGCUCAAAAAAAGGUUUUAGUUUGAAUUUAUGAAUGUUCAAGUAUGUAUUUGUGAUGUUCCUUCUAGAUUUUACAUUAUCCAAUGUUUUCAAAGAUUUAAGAGUACAUACUGUAUAUAAAAUGUUUAUUGAUUGAUACUGGAUUUUUAAUGGCUGAUGCAGAUAUCUCAGGCUGACACAAAUGAACCAUUAUUUUAUGCAAUAUUUACUCAUAGCAAAAAAUUAUUGGUUUGAUCCAUUGACAAGGAUGUGUCAGUUGGAACUCACACAAGCCCA